Molecule: messenger RNA, 1449 nt
Organism: Parasteatoda tepidariorum (common house spider)
Lineage: Eukaryota; Metazoa; Arthropoda; Arachnida; Araneae; Theridiidae
Source: RefSeq, a predicted model, not a curated record
CGUAAAGGAUCAUUUCUGUUUUGUUGUGAAUAGAUUACAUUUCCAGUUGACUGAUUGCUGUUGCUAUAAGACGAACGUAAACUAGUUGCUCUCCAAAUAAAGAGUUUCUUUCAAUGAAAUAUCGUUCUUAUUUAUUAAAAAAUGUUCGAAUUUAACAUAUAUACGUGGUUAAUUAUAAUAUUCACUUUGGUUAUAGUUGGUAUUACCGGUUUUUUACGGUACAUCGGAAGAAAUGAUGAUUACUGGAAGAUAAGGGGAGUAAAAUAUCAUCCUCGUCAAAGUUUAUUUAAGAUCCUUAAAGUACUUUCUACAUCGACUUUUCCUGAACUAGUAAAAACAGGUUACCAUGAAUAUGGACGAGUUUACGGGAGUUUUUCGUUUUCGCAGCCGGCCAUUACGAUUUCAGAUCCAAAACUUUUGAGAGAUAUAUUUGUGAAGGAUUUCAAUUAUUUCAGCCACAGGCAGGAUCAGGCAUUUAGCGAUAAAAUUCUGGACACCAUGAUCUCCGUUUUAAAUGGAGAAGAUUGGAAAAGAAUUAGAACCAUCAUAUCUCCUGCAUUUACUUCAAAACAAAUGAGAAAGAUGGAGAAUAUCAUCAAUGGCUGUUCCAAAACUGUUCUGAAGACAUUUGAAAAACAUUACAAAAAUGGAGAACCGGUUGAUUGCAAGGCGAUAUUUGGAGCAUUUGUGACAGAUGCCAUAGCACUUUCAGCUUUCGCAACAAAAGUAGACUCUCUUAACAAUCCUGACCAUAUUUUCGUCAAAAUGAUUAAAGAAUGCAAUCAGGCAUUCGAUAUAAAGCGGGUUAUUUUCUUGAGUCUCAUUCCUCGGCGACUGCAGGCAUAUUUCAGGUUAGGAGCACUGAAACCAAUGGAUUUCUUUAAGAAAGUUGUUGUUGAAACCAUCAAAGAAAGGAGAGAAAAAGGAGUGGUAACAAGCUUUUAAAAACUGUAGUUCGUUAAUACUUUUGUUUUUGUGUCAAAAACUUCAUCGAUCAAGAAUCAACUUGAGUUUAAACUUUACUAGAUAAAUAGCUGUAGUGGCAAAUAACAUUUGCAAAGAGCUAAAAUGACGGUAAAAAGAGAAAGAGAGGUAACCGAACUAUUUUUAUGAAGAUUAACUAGACCAUAGGGUUAAUAAUUAUUUCCCUCAUUUUAUUUAUCACUACCUAAUUUGGAACAAAAAUCAUGCACGCAUACUCAAAACUAAAUGGGAUUAAUGGGUAAAAAUUUAAGAGAAAGUUAAACCAAUUGUGCCAUGCGGAACAUACCCAUAAUGCAGAGAUGUCAACUGCUCCGGACACGCCAAAAUAAUGAAAUAAACGGUAAAUAACUACAAAGUAAAUUCUGAAAAUGUUUGACUAUUUUUGCUUACGUUUUAAAGGGCAUAACCUGACGUAAGUAUUAGAAAAUGGUGAAUUAUAUAAGCAUACGAAUUAUUUAUAAAUAG